Messenger RNA from Phytophthora infestans T30-4, 3101 nucleotides. RefSeq lists its product as uncharacterized. The transcript has 3 exons. The record is from RefSeq and is a predicted model, not a curated record. The coding region runs from base 155 to 2410 and encodes 751 amino acids. Lineage: Eukaryota; Oomycota; Peronosporomycetes; Peronosporales; Peronosporaceae. Gene Ontology annotation, molecular function: metal ion binding.
GUGAGCCACUUGACUGCUUGCUGCAUCUGCCAGGCCCAGCCCGCGCAUUUGCUGCCCGCGCAGCCAGCGCUCAGGUCAACUCAACCUCAAACCUUCCCACUCAGCAACUUGAUCGGCAACUCCGUGUCACCCCGCGACAACGCAAGCAGUUGACAUGGCAGCUGCAGCGGGCUCGUCAGCCGAGCCGCAGCACGAGCCUGCGUCCGAAGGAGACGCAGCAGCAACAGCAGCGUCGACUUCCACUGAGCAGCAGCCAUCUCCAUCCGCGACGGGCGAGUUGCUCGGUCGCGUGGCCACGGAGAUCAGCCAGGCCUUCCAGUCGUCACUCGUACAGGUCGUGUCGGACAUCGGCCGUGAGUAUGGCGUCGAGCCUGGCAAAGUUGCUUGGAUGGAGAAAGGCGGUGCCGCUGUUGCAUUAGCGAGUGAGCAGCUGCAUGGGAAGGAACUCGGCGACGACGGCGAGCUCAGCGACGACGUGCGUCGCAUCCUACGCGAGCUGCAGACGUCGCGCCUGCAAGUGCGCGAGCUGCAACAAGUCGUGGUCGAGCUGCGUGUCGAACAGCGACUGGCGAAACAGCGCGUCGCGCUCUUCAGCUCGCUGUCCACGAAGCUCAAGCGCGAUCUUGUAGACGAACGACUGGCACUCAUCGACGCCAAGAACGAAAUCAAAGAACUACGACGCAAACGCACUAAAGACGACUCUGGGUCGGUCGGUGCCCGCUCUCCACACUCUCCGCCCUUACAGGAGCAAAGCGACAAUCUAUGGAGCUCGCCGAACAAGCCCAUUACCGGCUCAACGAGCGCUGCUACCGCAUCGGGUGCAUCUGGUGGAGCGUCGUCGGGCUCGAAUCUCAUGGCUUUCAACUUUUAUCCAUCGACUUCUAGAAGGGAACGUGGCCAGGAGAGUGCAGACGAAGACCUUCCGUCGCCGUCGUCCAGCACACAGACACUCCGCAGUACACUGAUGGGUCAGUUCUUGCCGUCGUCACUACUAGACUCCCCGCAAAUCACGCCCAAACACGUCCGACCUUUUGCUGAAGACACUUUGAGUGAGGACAAAGUGCCGCCCCCUGUGUCUGCACUUGAGGGCGACAUGGAGUCGUUUUCACUCACUGCAACCCCCCUUGCGACUAGUCCAACAGUGGAACAACAUAAACUUGAAACUGGAGACGGGCAUGACGAACAAAAAGAGACAAGCCAGGGGAGACUGGAUGCAUCCAUAUCACCACAGCAACUGUCCAUGUUGUCGGAGCUGUUUGACGGUAUCCCUGUCGACGAGCUGGAGUCGGUCUUGCGACGCUUCGAUGGACAGGAAUCGGCGUCGAUCGACCACAUUCUACACACGCAUCCGAGCUUUAAUCCGGUGCUUGGAGCUACUGGGAGAGGUGAGAGUGGCAGCAGUUUGGCAUCCAUGGCGUCACCCUUACCGUCGCGUUCAUCGUCGACUGGUUACGGCAAGACAAGCCUGCACCACAGCAGCAGUCAGAGCGGACCUCCCCCAGGCUCCUCAAGCAAUUGGAAGACGGAGAUCUGCAUGUACUACAUGCAAGGCAAAUGCAACAAGACGCGUCGCACCUGUUCGUUUGCUCAUGGCGAGAGUGAUAUGAUGCGUUCCACCGGCACAAGCAUCGGGACUGGCAACACUAAGCCUGGUCCAAACUACAACAAGACUCGACUCUGCCAAGCUUACGAAAACGGCACAUGUCCCAAGUCACGGCGCGACUGCCCCAUGGCACACGGAGUUAACGAUCUACGCGACGUUGGGUCAGGUAACAGCGGCUCUAGCAGUCAACCGAUGCUGCAAGCAGCGACUCCAAGACUACAGAGCUACAAGACCGAACUGUGCUACUACUUCUUGAAGGGCAAUUGCAACUACACCAAGGAGGAAUGUCGCUUCGCCCACGGACAAAACGACUUACGCACAGUGGAGAGUAAUACCGCUCACAUCGCCGCCGCAGCCUCAGCCGGUGCUCCUGGUUUUGGAGAUUACCCGAUGUCACCUGUCCCGCCCCCACCGGCGGUCUCGAUGGAGAAACAGCUACAACUUCAGCAUCAGUACCAGCAACAAUACCACCAGCACAACCAGCCACCAGCACUUCCUCAGCAACACCACCCGUUCCAGCCGCAGCCUCCACCAGCGCAGCCGCAACAGAGUUUCGUGCCUCAACACCAACUUCAGCUGCAGUACUCGUCACGUGGGUCUGGUGGACAGUUCGGUUUCCAGCAUCAGCAGUACGACAUGGGUCAGCCACAGCAGAACCCGUACAUGCAACCACCUUCUGGUCAGUUCCGCUACCUAAAGAGCAUGGAGGACAAGCGCUCGACGUCAGUUGGACGUCCCCCGCGACGGGAUUCGGGCUCGUCCUGGAGCAGUUUUGACGCGUCGGGUCUGCCACCUUCGGAGUACUAAGACGGGGCCUUUCUUCUACAAGGCCCGUUGCCGUUUUUGAAUUUGGAUUUGCAUUGAUCGAGUUUUGUGACCUACACGCAACAAGUAUGUAGCCUAGCUGCAUGGUACGGUAUUUUGAUUGCCACGACUUGGCUCCCGUCUGUCGUUCGGAGCGCGAAAGGCAAGCUCAGAUGCUGACGAUGAAGAAGAAGUGAACAGCUCCAAGCACAAGAAAAGAGAGAGAAAAAAAACAAGCAGCAUUGGAUGCAUACGCGAGAAGUAGUAGCAGUAGUAAGUAGUACAUUUGUAGAAAAGCAAGCGCUAGGGCGCACCCGCCCAUAUAUACGAUAGAACGAUGCCCGCUGCAUAAUAUGUCUGGUACCUUCCAUUUGCUUACUCUUCACUACAUGUACACCACAGACAGCUUAUGAACGGUAAUUCACUCGUGGAAACCGUUGGCUUCCACAUCGUUUUCGUGGGUCUCGGUGCCGCUGGAUCCGAGUGUCGACUGUUGCUGGAAGGCACUAAAGCACCCGAGCAAGUCCUGUACGUUGACUUGCACAGGUACGAUGGCUCCGUUGACCACCAUCCUCACGGGGCGGUAGAAGGUGGUACCAAUGUGCUGUUCCUGCAGAGGCUGAGGUCGCCCGUCGUCCUCUUCGGAGCCCAUAGAGCGCUUCCGCUUUAAUGCCCCCGUAAGGUCAACAUCAGA